AUGCAGCAGCAUGUCUGGAGCUUGACCAGUCUGCAGAUGCACGGCAUCGAGAGCCUGGAUACGUAUGGAUUGGCACCCCUUCGACAGGAGACACAGUUUGGAUAUCUACAAAUACACACGGACGGUGCACUGACAUCGGCAUGGAAGCCAUCGAACGUGCGCACCUUUUGGCACGUACUGCCGCGACAUCAAGUGGCCAUUCUGACCAGCUCACCCUACGCGAAAGUAACAUACGACAACCUUUCUCACGCACCCAUACCCAAAGAUGCUAGGCACAUUCUCCAUCUGACCACGAGAUGGCUGCACCGAGUCCAUGCUCAUACGCCUGUGGUGAAAUGGUACGAUGCACGGAGGACAGAAAGCCUCCAGCAAAUGCAGGGCGUAACAUACAGCCGCGUCAUGGGGAUCCUGUAUUCGGCCCCACGCAACUACGCGGCCGAUUAUGAGCUCCGACUACACUGCUGUCGUUCGACAGAGCAGGAAUGCAUUAGCGUACGCAUCAGUCGCCAAUAUGAUCAAGUCAUAGUCCAGCAGCAUACGUACACUUUGCACUCGCAUCAGCAAGCCACAACCACCGUAUCCAUAUCCAAAGCACAGAGCAUGACAUCGGUGCCUUGUGUACGCUGGGCCGUUCACCAAGCGCUCGCAAUGCAUGCAAUGGCGGAUGCGUUGCGUGCACAAAUCACACCCAGAGCACAGUACACGGCAUCACCCGUUUCCCCACUUGACCAGCUCCGUCGAGCAGAAUUGCAUGCACGCGAGCGCACAUGGUACGAACGAUCCAACGCGCCAUGGCCGUUUUGA
Malassezia restricta is the source of this 804-nucleotide messenger RNA. RefSeq lists its product as uncharacterized. The transcript has a single exon. The record is from RefSeq and is a predicted model, not a curated record. Lineage: Eukaryota; Fungi; Basidiomycota; Malasseziomycetes; Malasseziales; Malasseziaceae. Bases 1 to 804 code for a protein of 267 amino acids.